This is a messenger RNA of Vicia villosa (hairy vetch), 623 nucleotides long. RefSeq names its product protein PLANT CADMIUM RESISTANCE 3-like. The record is from RefSeq and is a predicted model, not a curated record. Bases 68 to 478 code for a protein of 136 amino acids. Lineage: Eukaryota; Viridiplantae; Streptophyta; Magnoliopsida; Fabales; Fabaceae. The transcript has 4 exons.
UAUAUAGGAGUCAUGAAGGCCACUUCCAGUACGCAUAUUAUUAGUGAAUACUCCUAAAACGGUUUACAUGGCAUCGUGGUCCACUGGCUUUUGUGACUGCUUUUCUGACUUGAGCUCUUGUUGCCUCACUUUAUGGUGUCCAUGUGUUGCAUUCGGAAGGGUAGCUGAAAUUGUAGACAAAGGAACAACUUCUUGCUGUGUGCAUGGAUUGCUUUACUGUCUACUUGGUAGUGUUGGUCUCGGGUCACUCUAUGGGUGCAUUUAUCGUACCAAAUUAAGGAACGUUUUUGGCAUUGACGGAAGUCAAACUUCCGAUUGCCUUGCUAGUUGUUGCUGCUUCCCAAUUUCCCUUUGUCAAGAGCAUCGCGAGCUUGAAGCUCGUGGUUUCGACAUGUCUGCAGGUUGGAAUGGUAACGUGCAAAUGGGUUCCCGCGGUGUCACGGCGGCUCCUGCAGUGCAAGGUGGCAUGAGUCGUUAGUAUUCUUGGUUUGUUGUGGUGACCAAUAUGAAAAACCACAUGUUUAUGUACGUAAGAGAGUGAUUUUCCUUAAUUUGUAAUAAUGGAUGUUUAACUUUUUAUGCCUCGACUUGUUUUUUUUCCUUUGUGAGUGAAAAUGAAAUAA